Myxocyprinus asiaticus (Chinese sucker) is the source of this 1034-nucleotide messenger RNA. RefSeq lists its product as uncharacterized. The coding region runs from base 13 to 720 and encodes 235 amino acids. The transcript is spliced from 2 exons. NCBI's taxonomy places the organism in Eukaryota, Metazoa, Chordata, Actinopteri, Cypriniformes, Catostomidae. The record is from RefSeq and is a predicted model, not a curated record.
UUUUACAUUGUGAUGGCGGAAGGAGACAUAAAAAGGUGCACAAGGUGUCAGAAUGACAGAGAGAGACCAGAGAGAGAGAGAAGGAACAGCUUCUGGUUCGCUGCCAACUGGAAAUGCCGCCAUGUAGUCCUCGGCCAGCUUGACCACCUCCUCCAGCGACGUCGGGCGGUAGCACUGGACCCACUCUGCCAUCCGUCGAGGAAGCUGGGAGAUGAAUUGCUCCAGUGUCACCAGAUCAAGGAUCUCCACAGUGCCGUGGGCUCCCUCAGCCAGCAACCAUUUUUGGCAGGCAUCCUGGAGUUGUUGGGCAAAAGCAAACGGCCAUGUUUCCCGAACCUCAGGGACCUGAAAUGUUGGCGGCUCUGUUCGGGAGUAUGGCCAACCCGUUCCAUGAUGACCCUCUACAGGUCUUUAUACUCGAGGAGGCUGGCGGCAGGAAGUUGCUGGGCCGCUAGCUGUGCUUCCCUGGAGAGUAGCAGUAACAGGCGGUCUACCCACUGGUCAGGAGGCCACUUCCACACUUCAGCUGUCUUUUCAAAGAGGUCAAGGAAGGCCUCGGGAUCAUCGCCUGGCCCCAUUUUGAUGAGAGUCACUGGCAAUGUGGGCUCUGGGGUAGCAGCUGCAGCCCCCUCUCAGUCCAUCAGGCUCCGGAAUGCCUGUCAGUCCUCCGCUUGUGCCUGGAGCAGGAGUUGGAAUCUCUUUUUUAAUAUUUUGUUUUAAUAAAAGUUUACUGCAUUUUAUAUUUUUUAAAAAAUACAGUAUUUUGUAUCUUGAAAAUACACAAAAUACAUGUAAAAUUGGCCAUUCAAUGAAGUAUCACUAUUAGGCUGAAAUCCAUCUGGACCUAUUCUGUAUGGAAAGAACAUUUUGGUGUACAACUACUUAGAAACUUUUGUUUUCAUUUCAUUUCUCUUCCUUUCCCCUGUCCAGUUGAAAAUAAGAAAUGACAAAAAAAACAUUUAUUAUGUAUGUGUUAUUUUACUUGGACAUCGCACUUGAUAUAAACUAUGGUAAUGGUUUAUAUCAAAGUAACA